AUGGCGGACGGCGAGAAGAAAGCCCGCUUGUCGGGUGAACAGACAAGAGCCGCAGAGCCAGCAACACUAUUACCUACAACUAAUAUCCCAGUGGCUGAGAAACAACCACCGCCUGCGCCUUCACUUCAUCCAGCAUUUUAUGUGGUGACAUGGAUCGGCUUCAGUGGUGGUGUCAUAUUGUUCAACAAAUGGCUGCUGGAUACACUUGGAUUUAAAUUCCCCAUCACCCUAACAGCAUGGCACAUGAUAUUUGCGACGUUCAUGACCCAAGUUCUAGCAAGGACUACAUCUCUUCUUGACGGACGCAAAAAUGUCAAAAUGACUGGACGAGUCUAUCUCCGCGCAAUUCUCCCCAUCGGCUUCUUUUUCAGCCUGAGCUUGAUUUGUGGAAACAAAGCAUACCUGUACCUGAGCGUAUCCUUUAUUCAGAUGUUGAAGGCUACAAUGCCGGUCGCGGUUCUCCUCACUACCUGGGCCAUGGGAGUUGCGCCUCCGAGCCUGAAGACAUUGGGCAAUGUCUCCUUUAUCGUGAUUGGUGUUGUCAUCGCAUCGUAUGGAGAGAUCGAAUUCGACCUGACCGGGUUCCUAUACCAAGCGGGUGGCAUUACCUUUGAGGCGACGCGGUUGGUACUCGUCCAACGCCUGCUCAGCUCUGCCGAGUACAAGAUGGACCCGUUGGUCUCCCUCUACUACUUUGCGCCUGUGUGUGCUGUCAUGAACGGAAUAACAGCACUGUUUCUUGAGGUACCCAACAUGAGCAUGAACACGGUCUACGAUGUUGGCAUCUUCCUGCUGAUUGCCAACGCUAUGGUUGCAUUCAUGCUGAACGUCUCGGUUGUCUUCUUGAUUGGCAAAACAUCAUCAUUGGUUCUCACACUCUGCGGUAUUCUCAAAGACAUUCUCCUGGUCGGCGCGUCUAUGAUGAUCUGGGGCUCCCCCGUCAGCAAGACCCAGUUCUUCGGUUAUUCGAUCGCUCUUGGUGGGUUAUUAUACUACAAGCUUGGAGCAGAGCAGCUCAAGCAAUACGUUUCUCAAGCCGGCCGAUCCUGGUCUGAAUUCGGAGUGCAGCGACCAGCAAUGCGGAAGGCUUUGGCGUUCGGACUGGUCGUGAUCACCGUUUUCCUGCUCCUCGGUGGAUUAGCUCCGACAUAUGCGCCGUCCCAAACGAAGAACUUGAAAGACAUGCUUAGCACCGGCAUGGCAACAUAA
Messenger RNA from Capronia epimyces CBS 606.96, 1209 nucleotides. RefSeq lists its product as uncharacterized. Gene Ontology annotation, molecular function: antiporter activity. NCBI's taxonomy places the organism in Eukaryota, Fungi, Ascomycota, Eurotiomycetes, Chaetothyriales, Herpotrichiellaceae. The record is from RefSeq and is a predicted model, not a curated record. Gene Ontology annotation, cellular component: endosome; Golgi apparatus; trans-Golgi network. The transcript has 6 exons. Bases 1 to 1209 code for a protein of 402 amino acids.